AUGGCUCUUCCUGCAAAUAACCAUCCAAAUUUCAUCGCAAAGCACGAUGAUAUAGGCAUAGUUGCAGCAGGCUUUUCAGGCGGACAACGAAGACUCGGUGUCAGCGCGGCGCCGUCUGCAAUGAUUGAGGCCGGACUCCUCGAAGAAGUUCACAAUGACUUAGGAUACAAUAUCCACCAUGAUCAUACAGUACAUUCGUAUACGGAUCUGUAUCCUACAUCAGACCCAGAUCACCGAGGCAUGAAAAAGCCUCGAGCGGUCAGUGCAGCGAUGGAGAAGCUUAGCCAACAAGUGUGUGUAUUGACUCUGGGUGGCGAUCACUCUGUUGCCAUUGGCACUCUAUCCGGUACAGCCAGGGCCAUCCGCAAGCGUCAUGGACGUGAAAUGGCUGUCAUAUAUGUGGACGCACAUGGCGACAUCAAUACCCCUGAGACAAGUGGCAGCGGUAACAUUCACGGUAUGCCGGUUGCCUUUGUCUCUGGUUUGGCCAAGGGAGACAGCAAGGACAUAUUUGGCUGGAUAAAGGAUGAGCAUCUGAUCAAUGUGGAUAAACUCGUCUACAUUGGUCUGCGUGAUGUCGGUGCCAGUGAGAAGAAAACGUUUCAGGAAAACGAAAUUAAAGUUUUUAGCAUGCACGAUGUCAAUCGUCUCGGCAUUGGCCGCGUCAUGGAACUCGCGCUCGCAUAUAUUGGCAAUACUCCAAUUCACCUUUCGUACGACAUAGAUGCGCUGGACCCUGAGUGGGCUCCAAGCACAGGCUUUCCAGUACCGGGAGGACUGUCAUUGUGCGAGGGCGUCUUUAUUGCUGAGUGCAUCCGCGACACCGGGAAUCUAAUCGCCAUGGAUUUGGUAGAAGUAAACCCUCAGCUGGAAGUCCGUGGAGCAGAAAGGACUAUCCAAAGUGGAUUUGCAUUAAUUCGCAGUGCUUUGGGAAAUAGAUCAAUUUAG
Xylona heveae TC161 is the source of this 948-nucleotide messenger RNA. Its product is annotated as putative arginase. NCBI's taxonomy places the organism in Eukaryota, Fungi, Ascomycota, Xylonomycetes, Xylonales, Xylonaceae. The transcript is spliced from 4 exons. Gene Ontology annotation, molecular function: manganese ion binding; arginase activity. The record is from RefSeq and is a predicted model, not a curated record. Gene Ontology annotation, cellular component: cytoplasm; nucleus; cytosol. Bases 1 to 948 code for a protein of 315 amino acids.